Molecule: messenger RNA, 546 nt
Organism: Pygoscelis adeliae (Adelie penguin)
Lineage: Eukaryota; Metazoa; Chordata; Aves; Sphenisciformes; Spheniscidae
Gene: VSX1
Product: visual system homeobox 1
Exons: 3
Coding region: 1-546 (181 amino acids)
Biological process (GO): regulation of transcription by RNA polymerase II
Cellular component (GO): nucleus
Molecular function (GO): sequence-specific double-stranded DNA binding
Source: RefSeq, a predicted model, not a curated record
AUGGCCUAUUCCCCGGCACGUUGCUGGAUAUCUGAGGGCCAGCCAGGUCAGGAGACCGGAGUCCUGGAGCCAAGCCUAGAUUUCCCAUGGAAGCAACUGGUUUGGUUUCAGAACCGAAGAGCCAAGUGGCGGAAGCGGGAGAAGUGCUGGGGCCGGAGCAGCGUGAUGGCUGAGUACGGCCUCUACGGGGCCAUGGUGAGGCACUCCAUCCCUCUGCCCGAGUCCAUCAUCAACUCCGCCAAGAGCGGGCUGGUGGGAUCCUGUGCCCCAUGGCUGCUGGGCAUGCACAAAAAGUCCAUGGAGGUGAGCAGGAAGGCGGAGAGCCAAGAGAAGCUGGCAGAUGGCUGGCGAGCGGAGCAGGAGGAGGAGGAACUCAAAGGGAAGCAGGCCAGUUCCCAGAGGGGGUCCGACAAGCUUGGCCCUGCAAAAGAGUCGGAGGACACAGCCAUCGACCUCUCCAGGACAGCCAAGCAUGAGAAGAGGGGCGUACUGAGGCAGUGCAUCAACGGGGAGCCCCCCACGGAGCAGAAGGACAGGGACCACUGA